Molecule: messenger RNA, 2184 nt
Organism: Pipra filicauda (Wire-tailed manakin)
Lineage: Eukaryota; Metazoa; Chordata; Aves; Passeriformes; Pipridae
Gene: RAB5IF
Product: RAB5 interacting factor
Exons: 4
Coding region: 83-487 (134 amino acids)
Biological process (GO): mitochondrial respirasome assembly
Source: RefSeq, a predicted model, not a curated record
GGGCCGGGGUUGGUUCCGGGCCGAGGGUCCGGAGGGUCCGGGCGGGUCCCGAGGAGGGUCCGGGCGGUUCCGGCUGAGCGGGAUGAGCGGCGGGCGGCGCCGGGACGAGCCGCCGCACCCGCAGCACCACGCGGUGGCCAACGGCGGCGCGGCCGGGCGCGGCUCCGUGUGGGGCAAAGCGCUGCGCAGCGACUCCGCCUGGCACGACAAGGACGAGUUUUUAGAUGUAAUCUACUGGUUCCGGCAGAUCAUUGCAGUUAUUUUGGGAAUCAUCUGGGGAGUAGUUCCACUGAAGGGCUUCGUGGGAAUAGCAGUAUUCUGCCUGAUCAAUGCUGGUGUUCUGUACCUCUACUUCAGUAGCUUCCAGCAGAUAGAUGAGGAGGAGUAUGGCGGGACGUGGGAGCUAACGAAGGAAGGAUUCAUGACAUCUUUUGCACUGUUUCUGGUUGUUUGGAUAAUCUUCUAUACUGCCAUCCACUAUGAUUGACACAGUCUGCAGCAUUUGCCUGUUAAAUCAGUAGUCAGUAAAUCAAGAAGGUUUUAAUAAGUCCUAGUCUUUAGUGGACUGGUGGGAAGGUGGGGAAGCCAAACCAGUUCCCUUCCAUACCAGAGGUCUGAUUAGCCUGGAGGAGCCCCAACUCUUCUGCUGGAGAAGCCUGUCUCUGUUUUAUAUACCCAUGAAUUAUUGGAACUAUUAAAAAGCCAUUGGAAUUUUUGGAAGUGGUUCAAGACUGUUCACAUGUGUAACUUUCUGUGACUCUAGCCAGUAACUCUACAAACUGCUGUGUGCUGAAGGUUGAAUCUGUUAAUUUAAUGUAUGUAUGCCCAUCUGUUUGAAAUCUGUCAUUAAAUCCUGACUUGUCUUCCAUGGUUGUCCUUUAGACAAACAGUGUUUCAAAAGCAGUUGUAGGUACGUGGGCAGAGGGCAUGGCAGCACCCAGGACAUGAGCUGGUGGCUGCCCUUGGCAUGUUUUUGUAGUAAUCAGAUCUGAUUUGAUUAAACAGACUAUGUUGUUAACCAUUUCUAAUAUUUUUUUAUUUUACUUGCAAAUCAGCCGUCGAUCAGAAUUUUUAAAUGCUUUUUGCUGAAGAGAAAUUUUUAAGCAAUUUUGCUAGGAAGAAUUGAUUCAUUUGGUUAACCAAGAUGUAUUCAAGAAGCUCGGAAGCUCCACUGCACUCUGCCAGCCUGACUACCAAGUUGCUAUCACAUACCUCAGAGCUUCAUAGUCUCAAAGGACAGUCAUUCUGGAGAUACCCUGUUAAAUGUUAGCAUUUAAAUUUAUUUGGUUUUAAGCUCUUGAAUUUGACUGCUCCUUGUUAAUAAAUGCAGGAGACUAAGACACAAUUGAGGCAGCUAUUAUCUUAAAUGCAGACUUGCAAGUCUGGCAGAGUACACAGCUUCUGAUUUGUGAGGUGCUUGGUCACUUCAUAGCUCAGUCCCUCCCUAGUUGUGCCCUUUUUGUGCAUCAAAGGGGAAUCUCUGCAUUAAGAUAUUUUUAAGGAAGUGUCUUUCAGAAAUAGUUCUUGGGAAAUACGCACAGUCCUUGUUUUUGUCAGAGGACCUUGUAGUCUUGUUGCCAUGUGGUCCUUGCUUUUCUAAACAGCUCAGGCACCCAAAAAGAGUCCUGACCUAAAGCUGCCUUAUAGUAAGGGGUUGAUAGUUUAGUGUGCUCUUGCUGCAAGUCUGCUUUGCCUCCUCACUGGUGGAAGUGCCACAGCCUGGCUCUCACCUGUGAGUGUGCAAAGCCAGGGAUCUCAAUCUCCAAGUGCUGAGCCAGGGCUCUGGAGUUGCCCACCAGUGCAGGCCUCCAUUCUUACCAGGGAAAAUGCUGUCUGUUCUUGGUGGAAAAAACACCCCUGGCUAUUUUAGGUCCUUGGGAUGCCAAGGGAAGAGUGCAAUAGCAGACAGCUUCUGCUAUAUGUGAGUGGCCAAUUUAAGUAAAUGAUUUCAAAUGAUAACUUCUAUAUUUUCUCCUCUCCAUCCCCAAACUUGCUCAAACUUUUAGUCUGCUACUUUCUUUUCCUUUUCUAUCAGCUGAAACCAUUAACUUUCCACAAGAAUUGCACAGCCUGCUAGUUCUAGGUCACCCUUUCCUGCUGGCAUCUGCAUCUUAGCUGCUCACAGCCAUCAGUAAAACCAUUGUAUACUUGAAAUGCUCUAAUAAAUGUUGCCUGUGCAGCUUC